This is a messenger RNA of Wasmannia auropunctata (little fire ant), 2193 nucleotides long. RefSeq lists its product as uncharacterized. The record is from RefSeq and is a predicted model, not a curated record. The coding region runs from base 474 to 1079 and encodes 201 amino acids. NCBI's taxonomy places the organism in Eukaryota, Metazoa, Arthropoda, Insecta, Hymenoptera, Formicidae. The transcript is spliced from 4 exons.
CGCAGAGGCGUGUCCUUCAGGUUCGCACGCUCGUAUUUAGUACAACAUUAGAGGCAAGCCUUUACUCGUCCACGGUCUCUCGCGGUGGGUGCGCGCGCGAAAAUUCACACAUCCGAGGAAGAGAAACGCGAAUAAAGGAAAGAAAAAAAAACGAGAAGUAGCUCCUGCGGCCGACAAGCCGCAACCACCGUCGCCGACCUGGCGUCUUUGAGGGAAGAGCGCGGUUCUCCGUGGAAGAUGUAACGAUUUCCGCGAGGUCUUCUCGCGAGGAAGAGAAGAGGAAAUACGGCGUCGACGGGAAGGAGGACGGAUAGGCGAGCAGCCUGCAGCGAUCGGCGGCGAUUUUCUAAUUCGAGGGGGAGGGACGCUGUCGAUCGGAAGGGAAGUUUCAUGGCGUGAGGCGUCAUCGUGCGCGGACGAACUCGCCCGUUUUCUUCGCGGAGGAGAGCCUGAGGCUCGCUAUAACAGUCAGGAUGAUUGGUGCUAUGCCAGCGGUGGCCGUCCGCCACGAGCGUAGGAGGCAAGAAAAAAGGCUAAAGCGGCCGAGUCAGCUCUAUUUGGGUGGGCAAUGGUUACCUCCCCUUCAGGGCUCGCCGCCUACCCCCAGUCCGCAUGGGCACAACAAUCUGGAGCCUUUGCCCGAGCUCUACUUAUGCGGCAAGAUAUCUGGGCUGCACGCUGUGGUGGUGUGCCUGUUGUUGGGCGCGGUGGUGCUCGUAGUCGGUCUCGUCCAACUCGUCCCGGGUGCAACGACCACCAACCACAGGUUGGCGUUACUCGUGGCAGGCACUGCCCUACUUUUACUGGGCUUUAUUUUGGCAGGCGUGAGAUGUUAUGUGUUACACUGCGUGCCGCUUCCGGUCGAGUCGCCAGUUGCGACGCCAAUUCCGCCGCCUACGAGUGAGCAGGUGCCCGCCGCACCUAAGGAUACCCUAGACCUCUUGGUAGGUCAUCAGAGCCAGCCGGAGACCGACGCUUUGAUGCAACAUCGAGAGCACCACCAUCAUCAUCAGCAUCAUCAUCACAACAAUCACAAGAAGAAACGCAGUUCUCAGGGCUCGCAUUCCGAAGAGGCCUAAAAUACAAAGGAACGAAAAGACAAAGGGUGAAAUAGGGGAGAAAGGCGGGAUAUGGAAUCUCAUUCGAAUUUGCAGCGAAAAAGAGUUCACUCUGAAGAGAGUGGUAAAAAGGGAUGCAGGCAGUGAGGAGAAAGGAAGGCCGAAGUCGAAUGAAUUUCUUCGAAAGGGAGAACACAUCGCCAUUCUUUCACAGCAUCUUCAAAUAUACGUGGAAUUUCCCAGAACGUGUAGCGCGUCCUCCGCGAGCGGGGAUAUACUGGAAGUUGGUUGAGGAGAAAUUAAUCGGCUUGACGUCGAGAAGGAGGAUGUACUGAAGGCAACGGUGAAUUACUAAUUAACGGCGUGAACGAACGAUCGGAUCUCGGGCCCCCCGAGAGGAAGCACCGACUAUCUGGGACAUCCUGUGUAUAUUCUGUACAUAUGCCAAUGUAUAGAUAUAAGAGUACAGAGUGGUUUUCUAUCGCGUUUAAAAAAAAGAAAGAGAGAAAGAGACCCGCAGGAUAUGUUUCUUCUCAUAAGAAAAAUAGAAAUAAUGUUUUAUUUAUCAGAGCUAUAAAACGAAAAGUUUAUACUACAUCGGAUACGAGAGGGUCUACGAGAUUUCGACUUUUUUGACGUUCUUUUUGUAAUAAAGGGAAACUGCUAAUCAGAUUUUGGCGAAAUAUCGGCGAAAUCCUAAUUACAUACAUUGGUAUCUAUAUAACGUAUAUUGAUACAUAUAAUAUACGACAACAUAACUAAUUUACAUUGCAAAGUAUAUCUAUAUGCCGAGGCAAGUGCACUUUUCUACCUGAUGUACCGAGGAUUCGAUAUAUCUAUAAACGACAUUCUUUUAUCACAAGACUUCUAGUAGAGAGAUUUCGUAGAAAAGACGUUCAAUUUACCGAUUGAUACAGAAUGGUUCGUUAUUGGCUAUGUUACUGAGAAGGAGUGAUGAGUUUAUUUAAAAGUAACGGUUAAAAACAAAACAAAAGAUAGAAUAAAAUUUUAAAAAAUUCCGUUCUUGAUAAUCUUGAUAAUAGAUAUUCUUUGUCAUUUGACCAAAUUUUUAAUUUUCAACAUAAAUUAUUCCACGCUAUCAAAAUACAAAAUAAAAUAAUUUAACAGCUUGAUU